This is a messenger RNA of Cavenderia fasciculata, 765 nucleotides long. RefSeq lists its product as uncharacterized. The record is from RefSeq and is a predicted model, not a curated record. The coding region runs from base 1 to 765 and encodes 254 amino acids. The transcript has 2 exons. Lineage: Eukaryota; Evosea; Eumycetozoa; Acytosteliales; Cavenderiaceae.
AUGUUUUAUGAUAGUGAUGAUGAUAGUGACGAUAGUACUGUUGGAGGUCAAUUUCUACAAUACUUUUUUGGAGAUGGUAUAGGAUAUGAUUCCUCUGAUUCAGAUGAAUAUUCAGACUCUGAUACUGAUGAUGAUCAUUUGCACAACACGGUGUUUUGGAACAACUUUAUGCAUGCGGGUAUGGCACUGCGCCCGGGUAUUGUGAGACAAUCUCAACAAGAGCUGGACGAUACUGACCGUGCCAGAGCUCACCAAGAUGACUGUUGCGACGCUCAAGAACCUGUGCAAGGCGUUCAACGUCAAGCUGACGGGUCGCACGAAAAAGGCAGACAUUGUAGGCGCGUUUGUCGAGUUUCAAGUCAAGAUGCGUGCCGAAGAGCAGGCCAAAAAGGAGAUGGACGGGUACCACCGUGGCACGGUGCAGUAUUCGUUGCCGCCAUACACGAUCAUCAAGAUAUUGACAUACUGCUGGCGAUUGCAGGUGCCGAGCGAGCCUGCCGAAGAACGCUUUGCGUUCCGUCGCCAGUUGUCGCUGAUGCUCAUCUCGAAAGAGUUUUACAAGUACGUGUCGACUCUGUUUACACAGCUCGAUCUCUGCUACGCACACGUGUACAAUGCCUACACGGACAACAAGUGCAAGUUGUAUCAGCACCUCAAACACCCAUUCUCGUCGAUCAAGAAUAUUGUCAAGCUGCGCAUCAUCGACAAGGAUUUUGGCCAGGUGCUCGACGCUGCCGGUCCAGACUACAAGCAGGUCUUUGCUAA